Messenger RNA from Cannabis sativa, 1662 nucleotides. RefSeq lists its product as uncharacterized. The transcript has 4 exons. Bases 117 to 1379 code for a protein of 420 amino acids. The record is from RefSeq and is a predicted model, not a curated record. NCBI's taxonomy places the organism in Eukaryota, Viridiplantae, Streptophyta, Magnoliopsida, Rosales, Cannabaceae. Gene Ontology annotation, molecular function: RNA binding.
UUCGAAAGAAAAACAAAUCAUAAGGGGGCAGUUUUUUUUUUUUUUAAUCUACUUACACAUGGCAAAAAAGAAAACUCUGAAUCUUUCUUCCUGGCACAGGAAAAAUUUCGCAGACAAUGGCAAAGAUUUUGUUUCGUAGGUUCUUUAGAGCUUAUUCCUCUCUAUUCAAAACCUCAACUUGCAACCCUCUCUAUCUCAGGCCGGUUUCCCCAACGCAAGGAUCAAUUUUUUGUCCAACCAAACAUUUGUUACAUCCCAGCCUUUCAAGCCCUUCAUGGGUUUUCAGAAACUUGAGCCAUGGUUCGGUGAAUCUUGUCAUAUCGCAAGGGAAACUCAAGUUUGAAACGCAUGAGGUGGACCCUCCGAAGAAGGAAAAGUGGAAGACGAAGAAGAAGUUGAAGCUGCAAAGAAAGCGAGAAAAACAGGUGAGAAAAUCGGCUAAUAAGAGAGACCCUCGAAGGCUCGGUGUGAAGGGUAACAAAAAGCAGAAGUUCGCCAAUGCCGAAGAGAGGAUCAAGUACAAGCUUGAAAAGGCCAAAAUUAAGGAAACUUUGUUGAUUGAAAGACUUAAGCGAUAUGAGGUUCCAAAAGUCGAAGGUCCUGUUGUUGAGCCAGUCACCUUGACAGGAGAGGAACGUUUUUAUAUGAAAAAAAUGGCCCAAAAACGGUCAAAUUAUGUGCCCAUUGGGAGAAGAGGCAUUUUUGGAGGUGUUAUUCUUAAUAUGCAUAUGCAUUGGAAAAAACAUGAAACUGUAAAGGUUAUCUGCAAUUCCUCUAAACCUGGCCAAGUACAUGAGUAUGCACAAGAAAUUGCCAGACUGAGUGGCGGGAUUCCAAUCCAGAUAAUUGGAAAUGACACCGUAAUAUUUUAUAGGGGAAAGGACUAUGUUCAGCCAGUAGUUAUGUCACCUAUAGAUACACUGUCCAAGAAGCGGGCUUUGGAAAAGUCCAAGUAUGAGCAAUCCCUGGAGUCCGUGCGGCGAUUCAUUGCCAUUGCAGAGAAGGAACUAGAGCUUUAUUACAGGCACAUAGCACUUUAUGGUGAUCCAAAUGAUAGAAAUCCUAUUUCAGUUUUGGAUGGUCCAAGAAAAGACACCAAGAAACCUAACGAACUUGAAAACGAAAAGAAUGAUUACUCUUCUUCAGGUUUAAAUCUAAUAGGGAUGGAAGCUAAUUCCAUGGAAUCUAAACUCUCCAGACUGGAUGGUGAUGGUUUUGAAAGUGAAGGGUUGUCCACACUUGAAUCAGAAUCAGAAUCCGAUUCCUAUUCUGAUUCCAUUUCUUAUUCUGAUGAUGGAGAACAUUGUUCUGGUACGCAAGAGAGCUCCACUAGGAUAGUUCAAUCAUCAACUUCCGACUUUUAUAAUCAAAGGCUUUAAUAAAAACUAAAAUAGAUUCUACAGACAUGAAUGAAAUGCAUUAUUAUGUCCUUUAUCAAUCUUAGCUAUUGUGUAGUUUUACUUUAUCAAAAGUUUCACAGGUUUUGAAUGGUUUUAUUUGGAGAAUUUAGAGGGGGCAAAAUAGUUUAAACUCCAGACAAAAAAUUGAUAUUUCAUAACAGGAUCUAACAAGUAUGUAAAAUUGUUGUAAUAAAAUAUAGUGUAAGACUAAUAGUGCACCCUUUUUUAUAUACUACCAUAGUAAAUCAUGCAAUUUUACAUA